Molecule: messenger RNA, 3620 nt
Organism: Megalobrama amblycephala (Wuchang bream)
Lineage: Eukaryota; Metazoa; Chordata; Actinopteri; Cypriniformes; Xenocyprididae
Product: TRPM8 channel-associated factor homolog
Exons: 8
Coding region: 230-2968 (912 amino acids)
Source: RefSeq, a predicted model, not a curated record
GCCAUAGUCACAGCCACAAACACAUUCACACAGUAGUUACUCAGAGCUAAUAAGGAAAGUCAUUUGAGCUUGUUUGUAUCUACAGAUAAAGGACUGAAAACCAAUCUGUAUCAUUUUUUCUGCAUGCACAAUCUCUGGUUGAACAAACCCAGUGUUCAGCACCUGUACAAUUGAUUGUUAGUUAAGAGUGAUUGAUUUGAAUUCACUUACUAAACAGAAGUAGUCCACCAUGGCAUGCGAACAGGACUACUACACUCUAAUGUCUGGGCUGCAGGAGCUUGAUUUCCAAGGGAAAGCAGUGCCCAGCAGUCUUGUACUAAUAGGUGAACAUGCCUUUCCACUUGCCAUGAAUCCAAGAGGUCAGGUGCUGAUGGCUGCAUCUCAUUACGGUCAGGGACGUAUUGUAGUGUUGGGACACGAGGAAUACCUAACACACUUUCCUGGCCUCAUAGAGAAUGCCCUAAUGUGGCUCAUGCCAUGUACCGGUGAUGCUGGCAUUGUAGGGAUCAAGGGGAGUUUACAUUCAGUAGCUGACAACUUGAACAGCUGCUCUAUCAAGACAGAGCUAGGAGACUUUCAGGAUGGAUUAGCUAUAUAUAUCACAGAUGCCUACAGUGUCGAGAACUGUGCAAAGGAUCUGAUUGCUUUCCUCAAAGCUGGAGGUGGUUUGAUCAUUGCUGGCCAAGCCUGGAAUUGGUCUUAUCACCAUCCACAAGAAAACACUAUAAGGAACUUCCCAGGAAACAAGGUGUGCAGUGUUGCAGGAAUUUAUUUCUCUGAACACCCACAAGAAGUUGGAAAAUUUCCUGUUCUGAGAAAUAUCCCUUCUAAUUGGCUCGCUGUUUCAAUAGGCAAAGACUUCAAAGAUGAUCUAGAGUUCCUGCUGCAUGGUGUGUCUGAGUUUGACACCACAGGAGGGGCUAUAGCAUCUGAGGUGAUGGUGCACGGACCAUUAGCAUUUCCCGUUGCGGUCACUCCGGCUGGAAAAGCAUUCAUUGCUGGUGCCUAUUAUGGACAAGGUCGAGUAAUUCUGGUAUCCCAUGAAAGCUACCUGAGCCAGGACUCUCUGUCCACAUUCAUGAUCAAUGCUAUCAAGUGGCUUGAUGAGGGUCGGAUGGGUGUGAUUGGGAUCCUGCCCAGCCUCAAAGCAGCCCACGCGGUACUGAGCAAAUCAGGUUUAGAUUGCCAGUUGACUGGCUUCAGAGAAGAUCUGAGCGUCUACGUCUGCACUUCCUACAGUGAUGCACAGUGUGCAGAGAUCCAAGAAUUUGUUGCUGAAGGCGGAGGUCUUCUGAUUGGGGGUCAUGCCUGGUAUUGGGCCCAGACCCACCCUGGCUGUAAUGUGAUGACUGAAUGCCCAGGAAAUCACAUUCUUAACAAGAUGGGAUUGAGCCUCUUAAGCAACACCUUAGGUGGAGGGUUAUAUAAGGGCCCAGAAAUAGAGCAUUGGUGUAGAGAGGGGUACCACUUUCGUAGGAUGCUGCAGCGAUUUGCUGAAUAUGUAAGCCAGGGAAAAGAACUGACUGAUCAUGAACAGGGCUACUUGAAGCAGCUGGGCUGCGACUGUGCAAAUUACCUUAGUAUGCGUUCUUAUGACAGUGCCGCCUACACUUCAGUGCUCGCACUUCUUACUGACAUAGUGAAGAAGGUAGGUGUUCCACAGGUGUCCAGUAAUUGUCCUGUUGAAAGUGCCAAAGACCGCCUGAUGCUCCACGUUGGGACUGAGGUAUACAAAGUGUCGCUUAAUCCUGAUGACCUUUUUCCAUACAUCAUCAAGGACAGACCCGACUUGCCCACUUUGUCUAAUGCAAGAGUUCGGAUCAGUGCAAACACUGCGGAUUGUGAAGAAUGGAUAAGCACAGGCUUAUAUCUUUCUCCUGGUAUGAAGACGUUCAUAGAAAUACCUCCAGAGAUCGUUGGGAAAAAUUGGCAGGUGCAGCUUGGUUGCCAGACAGAUAACAUUGGUGGAGCAAAUGUCCUGAAACGGGCUCCUGUGGUCCAUGAGCGAUUCCCCUUAAACAAAGAAAUGGUCCAGGUCAGGAAUCUGUGGGGAGGGCUCAUCUACCUAAUAGCACCUCCCCAGAGCAAAGUGGAUGGGGUGGAAAUUGUCGUGCAGGUCUCAGUACAGGCUCCAUACUUCAAAUCUGGAGAGACAAAUGUAGCUGACUGGGUAAGCAGGAUUCGUUCGGCACCUGCCCCCUGGGCCGAACUUGAGUUUGAGAAUAUCAUCAUCGCAUUAGAAUCAGAGUUUAUAAGGAAUCUGGACCGCCCUGAUGAGGUGGCUACACUUUGGGAUACCAUAAUGAGAAGCAUAGCUGACCUGGCAGCAAGACCUGCCAAGUUUCCCCGCAAGGAGCGGUUUGUUGCGGAUGUUCAGAUCUCUUGCGGUUUCAUGCAUUCUGGAUAUCCCAUCAUGAUGCAAUCCAUCUCUGCCCCAGAACUAAUAAACAUAGAGCAAGUCUAUAAAAGUGGUCUUUGGGGACCCAUUCAUGAGUUGGGUCAUAACCAGCAGCGCAGAGUUUGGGAGUUCCCUCCACACACCACUGAGUGCACCUGCAACCUGUGGUCAGUGUACAUACAUGAGGAAGUGCUGCGAAUGAAUAGAGCUAAUGCUCAUCCCGAGAUGACUCUAGAAAACCGCCAGGCUCGUAUCAAGAAGUAUUGCAGUGGUGGUAAGGAUUUAAAUAGCUGGAGUGUGUGGACAGCACUGGAGACUUACAUGCAGCUUCAGGAAAAAUUUGGCUGGGAUGCUUUUAAGAAAGUUUUUGCUGCGUACCAUAAUAUGAGUGAAGUGCCAAAUGACAAUGCAGGCAAGAUGAAUCUAUAUGCUGAGACCUUCUCCAAGGUGGUCAAACUGAAUCUGUGCCCCUUCUUCAAAGCGUGGGGUUGGCCCAUCAAGCCCAGCACAGAAGAGAAGAUCUCUCAUCUUCCUAAAUGGACUGACAAUCCUAUGAGCCAGUGCGCAUAAGAACGUCUCAGAUAGAUUUUAAAAUUUGCAGUGCCAGUUUUAAUGUAAUUGUGGGGUAAGAUUAUGUAUAAAAGAUUAUAUGUGCUUAUCUGGAGUUUCAUGGACAUUAUUGUAUUCAUGAGCAAUUGAUUAAUGUCAAUGUAAGGCAAAAAAAAAAAAAAAACCAUAAAUAUAAUUUUAAAAAAUCUGAAUAUUCUUGUUUUAAUAAAAUGUGGCUAUAGGGUAAGUCGGUUAAGGUUAAGUACAGUAUAACCUGAACAUGCAUGUUAAAAACACAACAUAUACAUAAAAACUAAACCUUGGCCUGGUCCAGUUUAGUGCUUAAGGGGAAAAUAUAUUUAGUAAUUUUUGUUUACAGAUCACUUAUAUGCCUCAGUGGUCUUUUGACUUUAUGCUGUCUGUGAUAGAGGCCUUUCAUGGUGUAGGGGUAACAAAACCAGUUCUUUUUGCUUUCACACUGUUCCUAGAUUUUCAAUUUGAAAAACAAGAAGAAAAAUGUUUUGUACAAGUUUAAAUGUGUGGCAGCAAAGAAUGAUGACUACUGAUGACAAUGUAGCAGUCGCCUCAGUGCUUUAUUGUUUUGUAUAAUAACAUGUUCUGCCACAUAUAUUUGGAAUCAUGCAACUGUCAAAUUAAAGUGAUGCUGGGACAA